CGGCGGCUGGGCGAUGGCUGCCCCGCAGGCGCACGAACGGCUGUUGGGAAGCUCAUCGGCGGCGGCCGCCGGGGCCUUCCCUGUCUGAGCGGCGGUUCCUGGCUCCCGGCUCCCAGUUCUCAGAACCUUUAUACAUAAAGACACAGAAAUGAAAAGAAAGGUAAUAAAUGCUGGCAAACUGAGAUUGAGUCCUAAUGAGGAAGCCUUCAUUUUAAAAGAGGAUUAUGAAAGACGACGAAAACUAAGAUUACUACAGGUUCGAGAACAAGAAAGGGGUAUCGCUUUACAGAUAAGAGAGGAUAUAAAACAGAGGAGAAAUCAGCAAUUUAUUCGUUUGGCAGAGGCACUAAGGACAGAAUGGGAAGAAUCACAAACUCAGAAAAUAAAGAACUUGGAAAAACUCUAUUUGGCAAGUUUAAGAAAUAUGGGAGAGGGACAUCAACAAGCCAAAGAAAAUGAACCUGACUUGAAUGCUGUGGCACAGCGGGCAGCAGAAAGAAAAAGAAAAGCAGAAAUGAGGCAUAAAGAAGCUCUGAAAGUACAGAAAAAUCAAAAAGAAAUGUUAAUGAAACAAAAAACCUGGCAUAUAAAAGCUCGAAAGGAAGCACUGCUUGUGGAAAAAGAGAGAUCUGCCAAAAUUACAAGUCUGCCGCCUCCUCCUCCAACUCUUUUUGAGAACAUCGAAGUAAAGAGGAUUUCUAAUGUGAAAACAAGUAGUUCUACCUACCAUCAUCUUCAUACUUUCGUGAAUAGAGAGGUAGACACAAAGCAGCCAGAUCCUCAUUUGGCUGCUGAGGAAGAAGCUAAAAGAUUGGAAGAAAUACAAAAACAAGCAGCGAAAGAGAGAAUGGAACAGAAUGAAAAGGCACAUGCACGGGGUUUCCAAGCAAUGAAAAAGAUCCAUUUGGCUCAAAAUCAAGAAAAACUAAUGAAAGAACUCCAACAGCUACAACAAGAGGACUUGGCACGUAGGAGACAGACUGUAGCAAGAAUGCCGCCACAACUACUUGAACUUCCAUACAAACGUAGUGAAAUGAAAGAAGAUUGGCAAAGAGAGCUAGAAUUUGCCUUUGAAGACAUGUACAAUGCAGACAAUAAGGUGAAAGGAAACCUGAUUUUGCACCUUGAACCAGAGCCUUUGCCCACUGUGACUGAUCAGAUCCAAGAUGAAGAACUGGACCUUUCAAUGGAGCAAGAAAAUUUAGGCGAAACUGAAAACCUUCCAGCGACAAUAUGUUCUAGUGAAGCAAACGUUCCCUUGGCAAUGAAGACCCACCAGCUCCCUUCAAAACUUCUUUUCAAAAAAUUAUUAAAUAAGAUCCGAAGCCAAAAAUCUCUCUGGACAAUUAAAUCCAUGUCUGAGGAUGACAAUGAAAUGAUGACGACUGUUAAUGAAACUGAGAGUAAAGCACCAACAGUUGAAUCAGAAACAACGACUAUUGAAGAGAGAACAUUAUCUGGGCAGGAGCAAGUUGUUACAGUUGCAAGUGAUACGCUAACAGUUGACUCUGGACCACUUACUAGUGAAGAUAAGCCACUUUCUUGUGAUACAGAUUCUGAAAAGGAAAAAGAAAUGAAGGAGACUCAACCUAUCACAGCUGUAGCUCAGAGUUCAGUUCUACUUCAUCCUCAAGAAGAAGCAGCCAGAAUUAGAAUGGCAGCAAGGCAGAAACAGAUAAUGGAAAUAGAAGAGCAGAAGCAAAAACAGUUGGAAUUGCUUGAAAAAAUUGCACAACAGAAGUUAAGAUUGGAAACUGAUUGUUUCAGAGUUCAGCUGGAAGAAGCAAAAAGAAAAAACACUCAACAGACUGGGGUUGGCACUGCUUCAGCAUCAUGCCCCAUAAGCACUGAUGAAGAUAGUCACAGGCGGAUGAUUCAUAACUAUCAGUAUCACCUUUUACAGCAAAACAGGUUUCACAGACAGUCUGUUGAAACAGCCAGGAAACGAUUACUCGAAUAUCAGACUAUGUUAAGAGGAAAGUACCCAUCCACGUCAGCUACUUCAUUACCACCCGAGUCUAUUAUAUCAGCUCCACCUGAAAGGCCCACGAUUAUACCAGACCAUUGGGAUCAAGAUCAGAGACCCUUGUCGAGUCUUAACAAACGUCAACCUAUACAGCCCAUCCAGAUUCCCAAAUUAGAACAAGAUUAUUUUCAGCUUCCAAGACAAAAUCACAUUCUACGAAGACCGGUUGAAACAACAGACACAGAUGUUUUAGCCAAGCAAUGUUUGGAGCCACAAGAACUGCCAAAGCAGUUUUCACAGAUUGAAACACAGCAGAGAGACUGUAAAUCGGUCCCUAAAGAAUUUCCUAUACUUUCAAGGGCUUUGUCAGAUGAUAGACCACUAAUACUACAGCAUUCUGGUGAAAUCGCUGAAACAUCUAGGGCAACGACUUUUCAAACUUUAGACUCCCAGCAAAUGUUGUCAGAGAACAAUGAAAAUACAUCUUCUAAGCUAGCUGAACCUUCUUCAUUCCUACCACUGGUCGCUGAGCGUUCUUUUAGUUCUUCUCUGCCUGCCAAAGUUGAAUCUGGAAAAAUCCAGGAACGCUUUUCAACCAUGAGCAAAAGUGCAGUUUCUGUAAGCCAUUCUAAAAUCAGCCAAAUGCAGGAUAAGUCUUUGCCACCCUCAGAGAAUGUCAUGGCCCAGCAAGGUCAUCUGAAGGCUCUCCAACAACAGUUAGAUCUACAGAAGGAAGUUCUUCAGUUAAGACAGGAAGCUCAGGAACAAUUGCUUUUGUGCAAACAGAAAGAAUUGGAAAGACAAACUGGUGUCUCUGUAUUCCUUCCAUCGGUACCUCUGGAUUCUUUUGCCUCACUGCCGUCUGCCAAAGCUCAAUCUGGGAGAAUCCGGGAAUCUUCUCCAGCCAAGAAUGAUACUGCAGUUUCCUCGGGCCAUGCUGGGGUCCCACAACUUCAGGAUAGGCUUUCGAGUUUUUCACAGCCUGUCUUAUCACAGCAAGAUCAUUUUAAAUUUCUUCAGCAACAGUUAAAUAUUCAGAGGGACAGCCUUCAGGCUAGGCGAGAAGCCCAGGAAGUAUUAUAUAUAAAUAAACAGGGUGAACUGGAUGGAGGAGUAUGGUCUGAACAGACUGAGCCCCCUUCCCUCCCAUCUCAGGUCACUCAGCAUGCAUUUACUUCACUACUUUCUGCUGGUGCUCAAUCUGGAAAAAUCCAGGAGCAGUAUUCAUCAAAGAGUGAGGAGGGCCUUCUCUCAAGCCAGCCUGAAAUUCCAAAAUCUCAGGAUGGCUCUUUGAGUUUCCUACAGCAGUUCCUACCUUUACAUAAUAGUUUGAAGUUGCUCCAAGAGCAGCUCACUGCACAGAAGGAUGCUCUUCAGGCUAGACAUGAAGCCCAGGUGGAAUUGCUUUUACACAGACACAGGGAUUUGGCAGACAGUAAGUCUGGCCACAUGAGUUCUUCAUUCCCACCAAUGGUUGCUCAACGUUCAGUUGCUUUGCAAGCUUCUGCUAAAACUGAGUCUAGAUUUCAAAACCUUUGCUUGUCUAAGGAGAGUACAGUUCCCUCAAGUCACUUGAUCAUCCCAACAUUUCGGGAUGACUCUUCCAGUUUUCGACAGCAUAGUCUGCCACAGCAAGAACAUUUGACAACACUCCAAGAAGAGUCACACAUACAGAGGGUAAUACAUGGAGCUGAACAAGAAACUCGGGAAUUUGUACACCAACAAAGUGAAUUAGAAAGAGUUUCUGAACAGACUGGCACCUCUUUAAUCCUACCCCAGGUGGCUGAAUCUGAAGGAUGCCAGGAAUUUAUGUCCAUCAAGAGCGACAGUACAGUUUCCUUAAGCCAUUCAAAGAUCCCAAGAUUUCAGGACAGAGUUUUGAGAUUUUCACAACAGGGUAAUUUGGAGACACACCAAGAAUGGCUAGACACAGAGAAGGAGGCCCUUCAUUGUAACAGAAUAACCCAAAGAAGUACAUCUCUUGAACAAACUGCUUCCUCCUCAUUCAUACCCCAGUUAGGACCGCAUUCAUUUACUUCCUUACCUUCUCCUGAAUCUGGUACAACCCAGGAACCUCUUUCAACAGAGAGUGAUGGUAAAAUUCCUUCAAGCCAUUUUCAGAUCCCACAAUUGCAGGAUAGGCUUUUGAGGAUAUCACAACUUAUCCAGCCUCAACAAGAUAACUUGAAGGCACUACAAGAACGGUUAGCCACACAGAGGGAAGCCAUUGUUCAAUCUAGACAGGAAGCUCAGGAAGAAUUACUUUUACAUAAACAGAGUGAGUGGGAGGAAGGUAUAUUUCCCGAGCAGGCUGGCACUUCUUCCUUCUUACCCCUAAGCGUGCAGCAUUCAUUUGCUUCAUUACCUUGUACUGAAUCUGAUAGAAUCCAAGAACCUUGCCCAACUAAGAGUGAUAAUACAGCCCCCUCAAGUCAUUCUGAGAUAUCAGGAUUGCCUGAUAGGCUUUUGGGUUUAUCACAGCUGCCUCAGCAAGAUCAUUUGACAGCCCAAUUGCACUUGCAAAGGGAAGUGGUACAUUCGAGUGAGAAGACCCAGGAAGAACUGCUUCUAGACAAAAAAAAUAAGUUGAUUGAAAGUGAAUCUUCUGAGCAUGCUGUUCCCUUUUUGUUUUCACCCAAAGGAAGAGACCAUUUCUUUAUUCCACUUCCUUUUGCUGAAGUUGAAUCUAAAUACAUUUGUGAACUAGAUUCAUUCAAGAAUGAACAUAUAGUUCCUUCAAGCGAUUCUGUGAUCCCAAAAGUUCAAGAUAGACUUUUGAGUUUUUCACAGCCUAUCUUAGCUCAACAAGAUAACUUGGGAUUUCAGAAGCAAUUGGAUCUACAAAAAGAAGUACUGCAUUAUAGCCAAAAAGCCCAGGAAGAACUACUAGUACAGAGACAAACAGCAUUGCAACAGCAGAUACAGCAACACCAAGAGACUUUGAAGGAUUUAUUUAAAGACAGUCAGUUUCAGACAAGUAAGCCCACACUUGAAAAUGAUUUAAAAACCCAGAUGCUCGGGGAUGGGCUGCCUCGUCUCCAAGACCAAGCAAGAGAUGAUCAUGAGAACAUUCGUCCUGCAGAUAGGAGCCAUUCUGAUGAUAAUCAGCUACUUUCUGAAGAUAGUAGUAAGAUAAAUGGUGAGAAGCUGAACAGAAGAGCCUCAAAGCCACCUGUAGCGAAAGUUAAAUGUGGAUUGGACUUGAACCAACAUGAACUUAGUGCUAUACAAGAGGUAGAAUCACCGGCAAGAGGCAGACCUUCUGUACUAGGUAAACCAGAUUUUUAUCAAGACAGAGACCCCCUGAGGGUCUCUAUAAGUCGAGAACAAAGUUUCCUUGGGACCCCACUGGACCAUGAUCCAUUUGGUCGACCCUUCCCAGUUGCCCAGGAGAACGUCUGUGGUGAUGACUCCGACGAAGCAGUCAAGGUCAAGGAGGCUCUGGUUGAGAAUCAUGCAGUAUUAAGUUAUGCUGUGGAGGAAGAACUUACACAUUCGAGUCCAGCUGUGAAGCCAGAUACUAAGGCUGAAACGCAAGAGAUUUAUCAUGAGCCAUUAUCUUCAAUAACUGUUUCUACUGGGAGCUUAAGUUAUGAAAACACAGAUUUGAGCUUUACAGAUCCAGUUGACCUUGACUUUCCAGAAUUGGAACACAGUUUUCCAAACUUUCAUCAUCAGCUGUUUAAACCCUUAGAACCACAGCCAGAUUUUGAUUUCUCAUCAUUUUCCUCUGGGAUUUCUCAGGACAGCAGAGACUUUUACCAGAGCUCAGACUCUUCAUGUGAAAGCCACCAUGCAACUGUAUCAUACAACGGUACAGCUGCUUUUACAGCACUGAGGAGCAGCAGCCUGCGUUCUCCUCUUAACACAAGCCUCAAUCAGCAACGUGACCCUAAUGUGGCUCAAACUGCAGCUCAGAGUUUUGCCACAGGAAGUAUUGGUGAGGGAUCUGAACAAUCUUUUCAACAACUUCUGCCAGAAUUUUCUUCUCAGGAGGGGGGCCAGCAUGCUGAUCUACCAAGUAUUUUUAGCAUUGAAGCAAGAGAUUCUUCCCAAGGCAUAGAAAAUCAGAACUACUCCUCUGAACAGAACUUCUCCUCUGAACAGACUGAAAUAUUACAAAAUAAGAAAAAAAGUGUUCAUUUCCAGCUCUCUGUAGGAAAUUUGCAAAGUUCAGUCUUCAGUUCAUCUCACGAGGCUAAUGUAUUUCAUCAGUUAAAUCUACAGCAUAGCACUCCGUGUGGUUCCACCUUUAGUGAAUGCUCGGUGAAAGACCAACCAGAAGGCAGGAAAGAAAGACUGGCCUUUGAAGAACUAUCAGUAAGGGAGGCUGAUACAGCGUUACAAAGUCAAGGACUCCUUGAAGAUGAUAAAAAUGAAAUCUGUGGUGUUUUAAAUGUAAAUGCACACACAGAGGAAUCUGACUCACAAUCACAUGUGGGAACAGAAGAGAUGGGAACUUCAACUCAGACACUACAUUUAUUAACUCGCCAGGAUGAAAAAUAUUAUGAGAACUCAACUAAAACAGAAACUCCAAAAAUCAUACGAAAUCUACCUCAGGAAUCACAAUCAGAGCUGUUUUCAAGUUCUGGAUCAUUUUCACUACAGAGCUCUAUUCCAGUCUGGGAGACAGAGUCUGGCCGUGGUAUAAUGGAGGAACCAGAACUCACAUUAGUAAGCACCAGUGAUAUCAGUAUGGCUGAAAUGGAUUUUGCAAACUUAACCCUUGAAGAAAAGGAAGAGAAUCAGGCACAAAGUUUUCAGGUGAGUGAAUUUAUGCCUCUUGUACCAGAAACAGAAACCUCAGAUUAUCCAGCUAUAUCAGAGCAUUGUGUGGAGAAGCCAACUACAUUAUCUACAGAAACGAUUCCCAAGUUUACACCUGUACCAGGGAGCUUACAAGAAGCAUUUGUAAAGAGAAAAAAAUCAUUUAUAGAGAGAUCCUCCCAGAGACAGAAAGAAAUAAGGAGUAAAAUUCGUGUGUCUGAAAAUUCUCAAAGCAAAAUAAUUAAGGGGCAAUCUUCUCCAGGUUCAUCUGUAAGUCCCCUAAAAAGUACGAACAGAGUGUCCCUUCCUGAAGACAGAAAGACUGCACAAGCCCUCGGGCACCAAAGGACACUAAGGUUUUAUAAUCAGUUAGCUGAGGUAAAACAGCAAAAGGAAGAGAAAGCAAAGCAAGCAGCUUAUGCCCAAAACAGAGCAAGGGCAAAAGAAUUUCACAAGGUGAGCAGGGGUCCCUACAAUUUUCCUUAUCAAAGGCACAACACAACUAUUAACUGGUAAAUCCCAUUUUUAUUCCCUCCACAGAAAACACUAGAGAAACUUCGAGCCAAAAAUACAUGCUGACUUUGAAGAAAAUGUGGGUUUUUUUAAUUAUGUGUAACAUACGCACAAUUAUUUAAAGUUAAUAAAUUUUUAUUUAA
Molecule: messenger RNA, 7389 nt
Organism: Rhinolophus ferrumequinum (greater horseshoe bat)
Lineage: Eukaryota; Metazoa; Chordata; Mammalia; Chiroptera; Rhinolophidae
Gene: CEP295
Product: centrosomal protein 295
Exons: 28
Coding region: 149-7249 (2366 amino acids)
Biological process (GO): regulation of centriole replication
Cellular component (GO): centrosome; centriole; cytosol
Source: RefSeq, a predicted model, not a curated record